UGAAAACAUAGUGCAUUGAAUCUCUGUAGACUCACAGCGCGGUCUUUACAAGUGUACUGUUGUUUUUGGUCAAAUGUCUCCAGUGGGCCGUUUUGUGGAGUUUUCUAGUCUAAACACACUAAAGAGAGGUGUAUUAAACGUCGCAAGCGCCUGUAAGGCAGUGCAACAGAAAGAUAUUGUCAUUAAUCCCAGCAUAGAUGGCAUACAGCUUGUUAAUGUACCAUCUCUUGGUCUUGGAUUUACGCGACUGGCUCUUGUCAUAAAAUCUGGUCCCAGGUAUGAGUCUUCCGAAAAUCGCGGCAUAAGUCACCUUCUUCGACGAUCCUUUGGAAUAUCUACUUCUGAGUAUACUAGUGUAAAUUUAACAAGACAUUUUCAACAAAUGGGUGCCCGUGUACAAUGUAAAACAACUCGUGAGCAUACUAUCUAUACAGUGGAUGUUGCGCCUAACUUUGCUACCCGAGCUGGUCAUCUUCUAUGCAAUAUGGCAUCAUCUCCGUGUUAUUAUGGCUGGGAAUUGAAAGAUACUGUCUAUCAUUUAAUGCGUAAAGAUGUUGAUAUUUUGAAUAGACGAAAUUUAAGUGGAUUGGCUUUUGAGUUAUUACACGAAGCAGCUUUUGGUACAAGUGAUUCAGGCUGUGGUUUAGGCAAUUCAUUGAUAGCACCGAUUGAUCGUGUUGGAUCACACUCGUUUGAUCAAAUCGACGCAUAUCAUAAAAGUCGAUUUAGUGCAGAAAAAUGUGUUCUAGGCAUUGUACACGCAAACCCUGAUCGAGAUGGUAUGGAUAUAAUAAAGACAGUGAAAAAUUCUAUUUAUCUUAAUCCUCCAAAAACAGAAAGUAAAUCAGAAAGUCAUGGAUUUAUUGGAGGCGAAAUACGUCGAGAUUUGAGCGCUGCGUCUACUGUUUACGCGUAUUUAGCAUGGCCUGCUAAAGGAUCUUGUCCAGUAUAUGACUUGAUUGUUUCUGCAUUGAAUGGUUCAUCAAAUCGAAUAGAGCAUGGUGGGAAUGCCUCCAAAUCUCUAUUGGCUAGUACAGUUGCUGAAGGUGACAGUGAAACUGAAGCUGUGGCUUUUCAUAAAUUAUACAGUGAUCAUGGUCUUUUUGGAGUGGCUGUAGCUGGAGCUUGCCCUAAAACAGUCGGGGCCAGAGUAAAACGUAUCAUUGAAGCACUGCGUUCUGCAAAUUUCACUGAGGAGAAUCUUAAGCAAGCUAAACGAAUUUAUAGAGCUGAUCUGAUGUUUAGAUAUGAAAAUCCAUUGCAUACACUUAUUGAUAUUUCGACAAAUCUACUUUCAUCAGUUGAUAAAUGUAAAAAACCAACAGAAUUAGUCCCUGAAAUUGAUCAAGUCAAUUUGAACACUUUGAAUGAUGCUUUAAAGAAGACUGUAAAGGAUAAUCAAGUCGCCUUCUCAUUGGUUGGUCCCAAUCUCGGUUCUAUUGCACCGAUUCAAGUAUUGCUGAAGGCGUAAUCAUCGUCGUCACCAUGUAAACAGUCUUUUUUUUCCUUUUCCACAUUAUAUUCUCUUCUCUUUCCACUGUUUUUCUACGCGCGUGUGUGUGCACACACACACACCAACAGAGACUAUCUACUGCAGAGAAGUGUAGUUAGUGUUGUUAUUUUGAGACAGAAAGGGAGAGAAAGAGAGAGACAGUGUUUGUAUGAUUAGAGAUUACUUUACUUCACCUAUUCCGCUUCUUUCUUUUACUUAGUUUCAUUCAAUCUAGUGGUAGUAUAUUAAAUGAAGUUUAUUCACCCCACCCCCUCCUCGCCUCUAGUGGUGGUGUGGUAGCCAACAAGUUUGUGAAAUGAAAUGGUGUUCGUUUGUUUGCCCUUUUUCUAAUGAGAAAAAUUAAUAAAUGCUUAGGACUUUU
This is a messenger RNA of Trichobilharzia szidati, 1874 nucleotides long. The record is from the annotation of a GenBank genome assembly. Lineage: Eukaryota; Metazoa; Platyhelminthes; Trematoda; Strigeidida; Schistosomatidae.